AUGUCAAGACCGAAACGCACAGGAAAGAACAAGCAGGCGCCUCCGCCGGCGCCGCACCGCGCCGCGGCGGCAAGCAAGCGGCGGGUCCGGAAGGGCAAGGCCGCCCCAACCGCGCCGGCCAAGCCGGCGCCCGUGCUCGACACGAGCGCGUACCCGCACCUCCUGGACGAGAUCAUCGUGCACGCGCCGUACGAGGUGCUCCUCGCGCUGCGGGAGACGAGCCGCGCCGUGCGGCGCCGCGUCGACCGCAGCCUGUACCGCCACAUCUUGCUCGGGCGCGAGGACCAGCACCUGCCGAGCACGGUCGCGGACGACAUUGACGAGGACGCGCUCCUCGUCGUCGCUGCCCCGGACCGGAUGUGGGAGACGGGCGAGUGCUUGCCCGGGUUCCCCCCGACAGAAGUCUACCAGAUCCUCGACCUGGUCGAGGACCUCGAAGAGGCCGAAGCGCGCGCCGCAGGCCCGACGACGCGCGCAAUGACCGCCGCCAAGGAGAUGCGCGACGAAGAAGAAGACGAGGAAUACGCCCACCAGAAGGCGUACCUCGCGCACACGAAGAUCGUCGACGUGCAAACCACGCACGGGGCGUACCUCGUCUGGCUGUCGCACCUGCACCCCGAGGCGUUUGGCGUCGUGCGCGCGUUCUGCGGCAACGAGGGGUUCUACCAGACCAACCCCGUGCUGCUCGCCGACACGCUCGUCGUCAUGCCGCAGACGCAGCCGUCGAGCUUCCCCAUGCCGGCGCAGCAGACGCCGCUGCGCUUCUUCCCGCGCGCGACCAGGCGCGUAGUGCACCACGUCAAGAUGCCGCUGAAUGCCGAGGACCCGGUGCUCGCGUUCCGCCGCUUCCCGCUGCCGCCGCUCGACGCGCCCGACGCCGAGCCGGGCCAGCAGGUGUUUGUCUUCUCGGAUGCGAGCCCCAACCUCGUGCCGGACGCAGUGGAGCGCGCAAAGCGCGUGCUCGCCGAGCUGGCCGGCAAGUCGCCCCUCCGCAGGUGGCACUACCUCGCUGCUGAGCUCGCGCCGAGCGUGCGCGCCGGCGGGCAGGUGCUGAUUGUCGACUUUGACAAGAUCGACAACGACUGGUUCCAGUUCGACGCGGACGCGACGCCGGCACAGCGCCAGGAGAGCCUGCGCCUCCGCGUGCUGGGCGAGCUGCUCGGCGACUCGGACGUCGCGGGCCCGCAUCUCGACCUUGUCGCGGAGUUGGACCCUGUCGCGAGCGAGGCUGAGGCGCUCGCGAUGGUCGAUGCGAGCUUGGCGUUUACCACGCGCGCAGAGUGGGAGACGGGGCUGACAGCCGAGGAGGUCGAGCUGUUUGCGGUGGACUCAUUGGCGCAGCGCGAACUCGACACGGCACUAGACAUUCAAUCCGGGCACGCGCGCGUCGUCGACAUCAUUGUCGCCAGCAUCGACCUCGAGUCGGAGGACGCCGAGGCCACGGCCACGCUGCUGAUGCAGCAGGGCCCGCCGGACGGCGGGUGGGACGGUGACUGGGACAUGUGAGGGGGAGGUGGGGUUGGACGGUGCGGUAAUAGACGCGGAGGG
This is a messenger RNA of Vanrija pseudolonga, 1548 nucleotides long. RefSeq lists its product as uncharacterized. The record is from RefSeq and is a predicted model, not a curated record. The transcript has 2 exons. Bases 1 to 1506 code for a protein of 501 amino acids. Lineage: Eukaryota; Fungi; Basidiomycota; Tremellomycetes; Trichosporonales; Trichosporonaceae.